CCCGGCCGGGGGCACGGCUUCCCCAAACCCGCGGGCACAGAUAAAGCUAUACACAACAGACAAUUAAGUGUAGAAAGACCUUUGGAGGAACAGAUUGCUGAAGCUGAGGCAGACAAGAAUAGAAAAAUAGCUCCCACAGAAAAUAAGCCAGAGUUCAGGAAUUAUUCCUUUGUUGAUGACCUGAACCUGCUCAAAUCAGUAGCAGAAAGAGAAAGGAAUGAGAAGGAGAGGGAGUCAAUCAGAAGCUCUUUGUAUGAACAGCAGCUGGCCAUUGAUGAUGCAGACUCCACCAAGAACCGCAGGCUUGUGGAUGACUAUGACUCCACUAAAAGCGGGCUGGAUUAUAAAUUCCAAGACGAUCCAGAUGGCCUGCAUCAAUUAGAUGGCACUCCUUUGACUGCUGAAGACAUUGUUCAGAAAAUUGCUGCAAGAAUUUAUGAGGAAAAUGACAGAGGAGUGUUUGACAAGAUUGUAUCAAAACUGCUAAAUCUGGGGCUAAUCACAGAGAGUCAGGCCUAUACCCUGGAAGAUGAAGUGGCAGAGGUUUUACAACAGCUAAUUGCAAAUGAAGCAAAGAAUCGUGAGAAGGAGUCUGAAGAUUUUGAUCACCCUGCAAGCAGAGCAGACAGUGAUACAAAAGAAAAGCAAGAGGAAAGAAUGACACCAAGCAAAUCUGAUCAGGAUAGUUUCAUUAAUGGAGAAGUUGAUGAUACACUGGAUAACACGUGGUCAUCAUCUAAUGUGUUGGAAAGAAGAAAUGAGCUGCCUUCUGAAGAUAAUUUUGAAGACCUCCAAUAUUUUCCAAAUUUUUAUGCAUUAUUAAAAAGUCUUAACUCAGAGACAGAAACAAAAGAGAAAGAGACCUUGAUAACUAUCAUGAAAACCCUGAUUGAUUUUGUGAAGAUGAUGGUUAAAUAUGGAACAAUCACACCAGAAGAAGGAGUUUCCUAUCUUGAAAACUUGGAUACAAUGAUAGCUGAGCAGACAAAGAAGAAGCUUGAGAACCCUUCCACUAAAACCAGGGCAAAAUUAACAGCAGACAAGAGUAGUGAAGAAGCAGACAGUACGAAGGAAGAAGCAGCUAAAAUGGAAAAGGAAUAUGAAGUUUCAAAGGAUUCUACAAAAAAUGAAGGACAAAAUGUAGCAGGAAACAGUGAAGAAUCUGGAGGGAAAUCUGAGGCAUAUUUGGAAGCAAUCAGGAAGAACAUAGAAUGGCUGAAAAAACACAAUAAACAAGGUAACAAAGAAGAUUAUGAUCUUUCAAAGCUGAGAGAUUUCAUUGAUCAGCAAGCUGAUGCUUAUGUGGACAAGGGUAUCCUGGACAAGGAAGAGGCUGAUGUAAUUAAGCGCAUCUAUGGCAGCCUGUAAAAAGUUAGUGACUGCCAAACCUGUAGAAAUCUAGUCUAGUUUCCCCCACUCCUGGCUCAAUGAAUUAUGGUCUGUUAAUUUGAGGAUAUCAUUAGAAAUGCUCUGUUUACAUUGUACUGACAACUCUAGACAGAAAUGAAGAGCUGUAGUGCUCCAUUCACUUUCUGCAUACUGUAUUUUCCUAUAAUCACAAAUCAACCCUAAACACCAAAUUCUGACACUCAAUUUCUAUUUGAUAAGGUAACUAUUUCUGUAAUGUUUUCUUUGAUUUAUUGUUUAUGUGUUUGGUUUACUUUUGUAGCUAAACCAAUCAUUUCUGAUGGAAAUUUCUUUUUAUGCUACUUUUUUUGCUUUCACUCAACAAGCUUUCUAUAGAUGCAACUAUGUAAAGGGCAUUAUUAGA
Molecule: messenger RNA, 1771 nt
Organism: Ficedula albicollis (Collared flycatcher)
Lineage: Eukaryota; Metazoa; Chordata; Aves; Passeriformes; Muscicapidae
Gene: SCG3
Product: secretogranin III
Exons: 12
Biological process (GO): protein localization to secretory granule
Cellular component (GO): secretory granule membrane
Source: RefSeq, a predicted model, not a curated record